GCUUCCACAGUUGUCCGGAAGUAUGCCAGUUGUGUAUAUUCAUGAACGGGAGCCACUAAAACUGGACGCUGGUUGUUUCUGUGAGGCACUACAAAGUGAUCGGGGCUUGGAAGAUGACUAGCUGCGUUGAUCUUCAUUCUCAGCUGGUGACCGUCAUGGAUGUCUUAGCCAAAGCGGCUGUGGCAGACAUAUGUAAGCUUGUGGACGAUGGCUACGCGGUUUUACGCUUGGAAAUCUCUCGACGCCAGAAGGAGAACCAAACUCUAAAGAAGAGGCUGCAAAUCCUGGAGCUGAUGAUCGAGCGAGGCUAUGCAAAUCCAGAAGAUGAUCAGUUUGCAGAUGCUGCAAGAUUCAUUGACAGUCAGCCUGAAAUCAGUCCCUGGAGAGACGGCGACCCCGCAGCUGUGGAUAAGUUUGCAGAGGAGACGGGACAGUUGGAACUGCAGUUCAUUAAAGAGGAGAGACUGGAUGGUGACCUCCAGGAAGAAGACCUCCAGGAAGAAGACCUCCAGGAAGAAGACCUCCAGGAAGAAGACCUGCAGGAAGCGGUGGAAAAGGGAGUUGUGAUGCUGGUUCCCACUGAUGAUGGGAAGUCCCCCAGUGCUUCGGAAGACAGAGCUGGUCUCUCUGGGCACCAGAGGAUGAAGCGGAAUGUUUGGGACAGCAAAGGAGCCGACUCUGUCCUCAAGGCAGAACCAGCAAAUGAGACCGUUACCCAAAGAGCUCAAUUCUCAGCAUCGGAAUGCAGUGCAGUGCCACUGAACAGCUUCCCUUACGAGUAUGUAACGUAUGGGGGAACUAGUCAAGCAAAGACAUUCUAUGAUCAGUCGAACGUUGAAGCAGACGGGGAGGAGGACCCAAAGAACCCUGUAAGGUGCUCGGAGCAACGGCCUUUUCCCGUUACAAAGGUUUCUGGUAGCGUUUUUCCAUCGUUACAGUCAAAUAGCGUGAAACCUGCAAGUGUAGCAAUGAGCUCAGUGUCAAUUGACAUGGAAACUGAGGUAUGUCUAGCGUGGACCAAGGAACCCGUUUUGGAAACUGCAUAUGUGCAACAGAGAAGGUAUAAGGAACACAAGGGCGACGCGGAAUCACAGUUGGAAAAUGUCAACGGCAACCAAGUGAAUCGGAGAGAGUCCGUGGCAGAGCAACGAUCCUUCAGCGUCAGCGAAGUAAGGGAUGCAUUCAGUGGCAAUGCAGGCAUCAGUCUUCCGAAAAUCCCUAAAUCCAGUCGCCCGAUUAGCACAAAAGAGAGAAGUUUCAUUUGUACAUAUUGUGGUAAAUGCUUUAGUUGCCCCAAUCGUCUGAAAACACAUCGGAGAAUCCACACUGGAGAGAAACCGUUCAGUUGUAACCAGUGUGGAAAGCGCUUUUCAGACUCGAGCAACGUUAAGAGGCAUCAGAAUACCCACACUGGCAAGAAGCCCUUCAUCUGCACGCUGUGUGGGCGUGGCUUCAGCCAGUCAGGCUGUCUAAUCACGCAUCAGAGAGUCCACACAGGCGAGAAACCCUUCAGCUGCACGCAGUGCGGCAAGCGCUUUUCCGAUUCCAGCAACCUUAAGAGACACCAGAACACUCAUAUUAUGAAGAAAGCAUGCAGCUGCCUGCAUUAGGAAGAAUUUUAUUUGCACACGGACAUUGGUGAGAGGAGGGGGUGGAGUUUGGGAGGGGGUGGAGUCUGUUAUGUAGCUUUCGAAUGACAAGUAGCUGCAGAUUAAUGUUGCUCAUCACUGUUGCCAGUUUGCCACAGAAUGUUAAUGCUAAUAGUACAUAAACAUUUUAACCUGUUGUCCAUUUAAAUGUUACAAUGUGUUAGUUUGCAUAUACUGUAUUCCACAGUACAGUCAUUUUUUUAUACAUUA
Messenger RNA from Brienomyrus brachyistius, 1859 nucleotides. Its product is annotated as zinc finger protein 232-like. The record is from RefSeq and is a predicted model, not a curated record. Lineage: Eukaryota; Metazoa; Chordata; Actinopteri; Osteoglossiformes; Mormyridae. The transcript is spliced from 4 exons. The coding region runs from base 114 to 1610 and encodes 498 amino acids. Gene Ontology annotation, biological process: regulation of transcription by RNA polymerase II. Gene Ontology annotation, molecular function: RNA polymerase II cis-regulatory region sequence-specific DNA binding; DNA-binding transcription factor activity, RNA polymerase II-specific.